UUUACUCCACCUCUUGAAGAUCUGUUGAGCAGUAUUGAAAUACGUAACGAGUGUAUAGGACUACUCAACCUGUCCUGCCAGGAGAGCUGUCAACUACACUUCCCAGCAUGCUUCAUCGGAGAAUGGGUCGGAACAAUGGAAGAGAUAUUAUUGAGGGGAAGCUCCGGGCACCUCUGGUGCAGUUCGGGUCCACUGCGAUUGGUGUCCGUGGAACCCUCGCUCUUUAUCCCGGAGGAACGCGAGCGACCAUAGAGAGGACGCGGGCGGAGCGAGCGGCCGGAUGCGGUCACCAUAGAGACGGGUGACUGACAGGCAGCGGAAGAGGAAGCCGCGGGCCGUAGCGUGAGGUGGCGGCUGCAUCCGCGGCGGAGCCGGAGCCUCCAGCGGCCCUGGGGUUUGUUUCCCGCUCCGGGUCUCUGCCCUCCGCCUGAGUCCCUGUACUCUCGGGUCGCCAGGUCCCGCCGGAGGCCCUGUCACCCUCUCUCCGGCCUCCGCCGCCCCCACCCGGCUUCCGGGUCCCCUCCCGGAGGAUCGGGGUUCCUCACGGCCUGGCGGGCUGCGGCCCCUCUCCCGGCUGCAACCUCGCUUCGUCUCCGCCUUCCGCUCGCCUGCCCCUCUGAUCGAUCGCAGUGGCUGCAGCCCGCCCCUCCGCUGCUUGGAGACUCGCUUGGGGCUCGUCCUCUAGGGCUGGCCUGGCUGCGGCCGCCGAAUCACGGCCCGGGCUGAGGACCUGUCAGAAGGCCACCGGACUCCUGCUGGCCUUCGCACAACCCCUACAUUGCCUCCAGCUGCUGCUCGCCACGCGCACGGUUUGCUUUCCGUUUGUUUGGCGUGGUCCCCGGGGCCCAGGGGAAGCCAGGGCGCGCAGCAAGAGUGCCUCCUGGAGGGUGGGUAGCGGAGCCCGGCGGCAGCUGGAACACUGAGGCGAAUACCCUGCAGAAUGGCUGGCAGGCACGGCGCUCCUCUGAGAGACCGGCGGUGCUGAGUCACCGGCGUGCCCACCUCCUUGGCGUGGGAUGGCUGAUGUGCGUCGUGUAUGGCUGUUGACCGCGCCUGAGAGGGAAGGGGGCUUGCUGUAGCCCUUGUGUGUCCUUGACGCUUGGGAGCAGAGUGGAGGGAGGCUGCGGCUUCCUCGCCUUUUGCUGGUCUGCGGUUAUUUGUCAGCAUCCUUUUCAGUAGCUGGAGUGGGGAUGUGGCUGGGUGGCCUUCAGGAGGGGGAAACUGCAGCGGGCGCCUCUGGUCGGACAGUUGCUUUGAUGGACCGUGUGCUUUUUCCCAAAGCCGUCAUUAUUAGCUGCUGCCUUCUCUUGACUUAGGUCCAGGCAACACAUGCGCGUGCUCCUUUUUGGGGUAGAGUUGGCAGUACUGAAUUUUGUUCUUCUCCUUCCUACUGGAAGACACACUAUAAUCUCAGGAGUGAAUGAAACCGUUUGCAUGUGGGUACUGGUUGGGCCAAAGGGUGGAUCCAACACCUUGGUGACUGAAGACAGAGCAGAUGGAGUGUGAAGACAGGACAGUCAAUCUUCCCCGGGAUCCUGGGCCUGGAAGUCAGCACACCGUGUUCUGUUGUUGACCUCAUUGACCCUGGGUUCCCCGGUUAAGACUGUAAUCCUGCUGCUGGCCUGGCGCCCACCCACACACUGACCCUCUAAGCUGUGCUCACUGGGGUGCCCACAUGGUCAGGGCCACCACCAUGCGCCUGAGUUCCCUGUUGGCGCUGCUGCGGCCGGUGCUACCCUUCAUCUUAGGGCUGUCGCUUGGUUGCAGCCUGAGCCUCCUGCGGGUUUCUUGGAUCCAGGGUGAGGGAGAGGAUCCCUGUGUAGAGGCUGUGGGGCAGCCAAGAGGGCCACAGGAUCCAGACUCAGGACACCGACUGGAUCAAAAUGACGAAGACUUCAGACCCCGGAUUGUCCCCUACUACAGGGAUCCCAAUAAGCCCUACAAGAAGGUGCUCAGGACCCGGUAUAUCCAGACGGAGCUGGGCUCUCGGGAGCGGUUGCUGGUGGCUGUCCUGACUUCCCGAGCCACACUGUCCACAUUAGCUGUAGCUGUUAACCGCACAGUGGCCCACCACUUCCCUCGGUUACUCUACUUCACUGGGCAGCGAGGAGCCCGAACUCCCGCGGGGAUGCAAGUCGUAUCCCAUGGGGAUGAACGGCCCGCGUGGCUCAUGUCAGAGACCCUGCGCCACCUUCACACACACUUUGGGGCCGACUACGACUGGUUCUUCAUUAUGCAGGAUGAUACAUACGUGCAGGCCCCGCGCCUGGCGGCCCUCGCUGGCCACCUCAGCAUCAACCAGGACCUGUACCUGGGCCGGGCAGAGGAGUUCAUCGGGGCAGGCGAGCAGGCCCGGUAUUGCCAUGGGGGCUUUGGCUACUUGUUGUCACGGAGUCUCCUGCUUCACCUGCGGCCACAUCUGGAUGGCUGCCGUGGGGACAUUCUCAGUGCUCGUCCUGAUGAGUGGCUUGGCCGCUGCCUCAUCGACUCUCUGGGCAUUGGCUGUGUCUCCCAGCACCAGGGGCAGCACUAUCGUUCCUUCGAACUGGCCAAGAACAGGGACCCUGAGAAGGAGGGGAGCUCAGCCUUCCUGAGCGCCUUCGCCGUGCACCCAGUCUCUGAGGCCACUCUAAUGUACCGGCUGCACAAACGCUUCAGUGCCCUGGAGUUGGAGCGGGCUUACAGUGAAAUAGAACAGCUGCAGGCCCAGAUCCGGAACCUGACAGUACUGACCCCUGAGGGAGAGGCAGGGCUGAGCUGGCCCAUUGGACUCCCCCCGCCUUUCACACCGCACUCCCGAUUCGAGGUGCUGAGCUGGGACUACUUCACAGAGCAGCAUACCUUUUCCUGUGCAGACGGAGCACCCAAAUGCCCUCUGCAGGGGGCCAACAGGGCAGAUGUGGGUGACGCGGUGGACACUGCUCUGGAGCAGCUCAAUCGGCGCUAUCAGCCCCGGUUGCGCUUCCAGAAGCAGCGGCUGCUCAACGGUUACAGGCGCUUCGACCCAGCACGGGGCAUGGAGUAUACCUUGGACCUGCUGCUGGAAGCCGUCACUCAGCGGGGCCACCGGCGGGCCCUGGCUCGCAGGGUCAGUCUCCUGCGGCCGCUGAGCCGCGUGGAAAUCCUGCCGAUGCCUUAUGUCACCGAAGCCACCCGAGUGCAGCUGGUACUGCCACUCCUGGUGGCUGAAGCUUCAGCAGCCCCAGCAUUCCUGGAGGCCUUUGCAGCCAGUGUGCUGGAGCCGCGAGAGCACGCGCUGCUCACCCUGCUGCUAGUCUAUGGGCCCCGGGAAGGUGGCCGUGGGGCCCCAGACCCAUUUCUUGGGGUGAAGGCUGCAGUAGCAGAGUUGGAGCGGCGGUAUCCUGGGGCGAGGCUGGCCUGGCUCGCCGUGAGAGCAGAGGCCCCUUCCCAGGUGCGCCUCAUGGAUGUGGUAUCCAAGAAGCACCCCGUGGACACCCUCUUCUUCCUCACUACUGUGUGGACCAGGCCUGGGCCUGAAGUCCUCAACCGUUGCCGCAUGAACGCUAUCUCUGGCUGGCAGGCUUUCUUCCCAGUCCAUUUCCAAGAGUUCAACCCUGCCCUGUCAUCGCAGAGGUCUCCGCCAGGCCCUCCAGGGGCUGGCCCUGACCCCCCAUCCCCUUCCGGCUCAGACUCAUCCCGGGGGGCCCCUGCUGGCGGCAGGUUUGACCGGCAGGCCUCGGCAGAGGGCUGCUUCUACAAUGCUGACUACCUGGCAGCCCGUGCCCGGCUGGCUGGUGAACUGGCAGGCCAGGAAGAGGAGGAAGCCCUGGAGGGGCUGGAGGUGAUGGAUGUUUUCCUCCGGUUCUCAGGGCUCCACCUCUUUCGGGCCGUAGAGCCAGGGUUGGUGCAGAAGUUCUCCCUGCGGGACUGCAGCCCCCGGCUCAGCGAGGAACUCUACCACCGCUGCCGCCUCAGCAACCUGGAAGGGCUGGGGGGCCGUGCCCAGCUGGCCAUGGCCCUGUUUGAGCAGGAGCAGGCCAACAGCACCUAGCACCCCAUUCGGGGCAUCUGGCACUCUCCCCACAGGUCCCUUGUACGCCUCUGCCCCAGGAAGGGCAAGGCAAGGUGAUGGACAGAGAGGGCUUAUUGCUGUAUUUUUUUAAAUGAGAAAAUGCUAUUAAAAAUGUCUUCUGCCAAAA
Messenger RNA from Cavia porcellus (domestic guinea pig), 4160 nucleotides. It is a transcript of the gene Chpf2, whose product is annotated as chondroitin polymerizing factor 2. Gene Ontology annotation, cellular component: Golgi cisterna membrane. Lineage: Eukaryota; Metazoa; Chordata; Mammalia; Rodentia; Caviidae. The coding region runs from base 1676 to 4012 and encodes 778 amino acids. The transcript is spliced from 5 exons. The record is from RefSeq and is a predicted model, not a curated record. Gene Ontology annotation, molecular function: glucuronosyl-N-acetylgalactosaminyl-proteoglycan 4-beta-N-acetylgalactosaminyltransferase activity.